AUGUCUCUCACCAUUCCAACUAACCUCUCCAAACCCACAUCAACCCUAAGACCCAAACUCACCCAAAAACCAAAACUCUCCACCAACAGCAUCAUCAUCCACUGCAGCACAAACCAAACCCCAAACAACCAACCCGACCAUGCAAACUCAAAUCUAAAAGCCUUCUCCGCUGCACUAGCCCUCUCCUCAAUCCUCAUCUCCUCCCCACUCCCCGCCGUCGCCGACAUCUCCGGCUUAACCCCCUGCAAAGAAUCAAAACAGUUCGCCAAACGUGAAAAACAGUCAAUCAAAAAACUCGAGUCCUCUCUCAAACUUUACGCUCCCGACAGCGCUCCGGCGCUGGCGAUAAACGCGACGAUUGAGAAAACGAAGAGAAGGUUCGACAAUUAUGCGAAACAAGGCCUGUUGUGUGGCGCUGACGGGCUACCUCAUUUGAUUGUGAGCGGUGAUCAGAGACAUUGGGGUGAGUUUAUCACUCCGGGGAUUUUGUUUCUGUAUAUUGCGGGAUGGAUUGGAUGGGUGGGAAGGAGUUACUUGAUUGCGAUCCGUGGUGAGAAGAAACCGACUCAGAAAGAGAUUAUUAUUGAUGUUCCACUUGCUUCUAGGUUGGUUUUUAGAGGCUUCAGUUGGCCUAUUGCUGCUUACAGAGAGUUGUUGAAUGGUGAACUCAUUGCCAAGGAUGUUUAG
Molecule: messenger RNA, 687 nt
Organism: Lathyrus sativus (Indian pea)
Lineage: Eukaryota; Viridiplantae; Streptophyta; Magnoliopsida; Fabales; Fabaceae
Source: the annotation of a GenBank genome assembly